Messenger RNA from Trematosphaeria pertusa, 1305 nucleotides. RefSeq lists its product as uncharacterized. NCBI's taxonomy places the organism in Eukaryota, Fungi, Ascomycota, Dothideomycetes, Pleosporales, Trematosphaeriaceae. The coding region runs from base 333 to 1160 and encodes 275 amino acids. The record is from RefSeq and is a predicted model, not a curated record. The transcript has a single exon.
CCGCUAGACUUACCAGACGGUCCGAGCGCACAUUCACUCCGCGCAUCCGCUCGGCGUCGCCUCAACCCCACAAAACACAGUCAUGGGCAGUGGCCACUUUUCAAAUUCACCAGCUCCCCGCUGCUGUCGGGGCGACCGCCGUCGCUGCCCACCGGGCCGACGUACUUCCGUCUCUACGCGGCGCCUGCCUCUAUAUAAACCCCAGGCCCAACUUCGCCGAGUCCGCGCCGCCCACGACGACGAAAACGAACAGCCUACUUUCUGCAGCCAAUUCUUACAGACAGUAGCUUUUCAGACAAGCACUCUUACAGUCCGAGUAUCUUCAAGCGAGAAUGGCCCGCCAGGUUGCUCAGCCAGUCCGCCGCACCGCCACUCGUGCCGGUCUGCGCAGUCAAGUCCAACGCUAUCCCGCGGACGAUGGCAGUCGCGCUCGAGACACGUACCGCAGGCGCUACCAUCGCGGAGGAGUGGGCAUUGCACCGAGCCCGCCCCAUGGACGUCGUCUCAUCGACCGCGUCACCUACGAAGAUGGUGGCGGAGUGCAAGGAGACACUGGCGUGCGAGGUGCUCAAGCUCCGGGCCGUCUGGCUCGUGGCCGCCGUCUCAUCGACCGCAUGACCUUCGACGACAGUGACGGUGACGGUGAUGUCCGAGGUGCUCGUGCUCGUGCCAACACUGCUAUCCGCCGUGACAACACCAUGUCUUCCGAGGCUCGUGCCAACACUGGCGUCCGCCGUGGCAACAUCAUGGAUACCCAGGCGCGCGGCAACAACACCGCCAGCCAGGCCACUCAAGGAGCCCAAGGCAACCUCCUCGUCUGCAACCCCCGAGCGACCCAGGCUCCUGCUCCAAGCUUAGCUCCCGUCCCGCAGCCCAGGACCGCCAUCCGUCCGAUCCGCCUCCUCAACCAGCCUGUCGGCAAGCCCAGCAAGUCUCCCACCGGCAACAACGAGAACGAAUCCUCGGACGAGCACGUCGCAGCCCGGGCCCCUACCCGUCCGCGCAACACCUACAAGGGCAAAGACAAGAUCAAGCGCGCGGUCCAAAACCCCAAGUUGCGCGCCAUCCUCGCCGGCAGACGUCUUCCGCGUCCGCGCAGGAAGCACAAUGAGCCGGUGCUGCGCAUGGGUCUAAGGGAUAGGGUCUUCUAUGACCUCUGAGACGCAUGUCCGGAAAAACGAUGGGGUACGUUCGACUGCGCUGAGCUGAGCUGAGGUGGCUGCUGGGGAGGAGGAGAUCGAGCGUUUCCGUUUUCUUUCUUCGUUUUCGCACUGAACUGCUUCGCUGCUUUCUAAUGGAUGGAUG